Messenger RNA from Cladocopium goreaui, 11343 nucleotides. NCBI's taxonomy places the organism in Eukaryota, Dinophyceae, Suessiales, Symbiodiniaceae. The record is from the annotation of a GenBank genome assembly.
AUGCCACAGGUCAAAGCCGUUUUCAUUGCACCUCCUUGCGGAACUGCUAGUAAAGCCAGAACAAUUCAUUUGGAUGAUGUUGAAAAUUUGCCACAGCCCUUGCGUACAGUGGAACAGCCUGACGGCGUUGACAACUUGGAAGGUUUAGAUUUCGUGCGUGUCAGCCAAUCCAAUGUUUUGUAUGAUUUUGUUGCUGCUUGCUAUGAAGAGUGUUGCGCUUUGGACAAGCUUUUUCUUUGUGAAAAUCCAAGAGACUCUCUAUUUUGGCUGGUCUCACCCUGGGUGGAACGACAGUAUCAACAUAUGGCGAUAGAGCAAGUGCAUCAAGCAUGUGCAUACGGCUCCAUGCGUCCUAAGUGGACCAAGCUUUCAGGCAACUUUUCUGAAAUAGCUGAAAUCAACCAAACAUGUCCAGGUAAUCACAAACAUGAACCAUGGGGCAUGCAGCAUGUGAAUGGAAGGAGAGUCUUUGCAACAGCUCUGGAAGUGCACUACCCCAUGCAGUUGUGUGAUACAAUCGCCAACACCAUUGCUUUGGCGCUUAGCAAAAAGAAUAUUGUGCCUCAGCCCGACCUUUCCAUGAAUCAAGCAGCGCGGGCUUUCUCUGAUGUGCAACAAGGCACAACCAAGAUACCCACAUUCCUUCCAGAAUUUCGCACAAAGAUUGCUGGUGUUUGGUUGCAACAUAGGCAAAUUUGGCCUCAGAAACCUUUGGAUGUUAAUGCAUGCAAAUUGUUGUAUGAAAUUUCAGUUGGGGCGGACGAUAUACAACAACUUGGCACGAAACUGACGGAGCAAUGCAAUUUGAAAUGUUUGGAUGUUUGUUUUGACAAUCUGGACCUGGCCAAGAUUGCAGCUUUCCCUUGUACGGUGCAAUUGAAAUUUUUUGGAGUUUAUUUUUCGGAAGAAGAGUUUCUGAAUGAAGCUAUGAAAGCCCAGCAUCCACUAGCAGCCGAACUGGCGCUUCCACAUGAGCUCAGGGAAGCCAUUCUUUUCAAUUUCAAUGCAGCUGAUCAUGAAGUAGUGAAGCACCGGGCUUCCUUUCUUGCAAAGUGGGUGAGUCGGGCGAAACAGCUCAGUGCCGAUGAGUGCAGUCUUAAGGAUAGUAUGGACCCCAAAGUUGCUUCAGCUGUGCGCAACAAGCGAAUUUUAGUGUUCAAAGAGAUGCUGAUUGAUACUGGUUUUCCUGACUUGGGUGUUGUGGACGAGCUAAUCACUGGUGCCAGUCUCACUGGGGAGGUUCCGGCUACAGGUAUGCUCCCUGGAAAGUUUACUCCGGCAGUUGCGACAGAUGCAGAAAUACGUGAAGCAGCAUCGCGCAUUAGACCCAAGCUGGACUCUGACAAUUUGGGAUCAGGUGACCCCAUUAUAGAUGCAGAAGUUUGGAGAAAAACGCUUGAGGAAGUGGAAAGGGGUUGGUUACAGGGUCCGCUGCCCCGCAGCAGUGUGCCCGGUGACCAACCCAUUUCCAGGCGUUUUGGCUUGUUGCAAAAGAAGGGAAAGGUGCGUCUCAUUGACGAUUUUUCGGAGUCAGGUGUGAACAGCACCGUAACUUCUGCAGUGCUGGAUGAAGGUGUUCUCAAAUCCAAAGUGGCGCAAAGGAAGUUGAAACUGCAGUCCAAAGACAAGUUCUUUAUCAAUCUGUUCAAAGAGCUACUGCAGAACAACAUCCCUAGAGAAGUUUGUGCUCUGGGCAAUUGCAACGUGAUUGUUUUCACAGAUGCAUGUUACGAGCGUGAUAGCUUGGUUUGGCCUUGCGGUCUUGGCGGAGUUUUGUGUGAAGGUGACGAUAAGCUUUACUUUUCUUUGGAAGUGCCUGAACACGUACGGCAUGCUUUGGGCGAACUUGUCAAAAAGCAAAUCAUCUUUGAGGCUGAGACCUUGUCAGCCGUAGUAGCCUUCAUACUUUGGAAGCGAAGAUUUGUGAACAAGCGAUGCAUUUUAUUUGUGGACAAUGAGGGUUCCAAGUUUUCUCUCCUCAGAGGGUCUUCUGACAACGCAGUUGUGGAUAAGUUAGCUGGUUUCUUUGCAGAACAUGAAGCUUCAGUUCAUGCAGUCACAUGGCUUGCGAGAGAGGACUUGGAAGAGAAAGUGGUGCAGAUCUUGACACAAGUGGCGAGUGGGACUGGUUCCCGGGAAGAGAAGAAGUCCGUGUUGGCGAAACUGAGAGAUGGCUCGGUGCAGCAGAUCUGCAAGUGCGGUGAGCGCUUGAUCGGGCUGCGGCGCUACGACUUAGCCUACCAGGAGGUGGGCUCCGAUGAACUCGUGUUCUACCGCUACUGUGACCGGGCCACGCAGUUGCGCUUAGAAGUUGAGAGGCUGGGCUGGGAGCAUUCCUGGGUCCGAUUGGGUCGAAUGAAGGACUUGGGUGACACACCCUCGCUAAAGGUGUCGGUUCUGCUGCGGUAUCUCCUGGGUGCAUCCUAUGCCUUGUACCUGCAGACCAUCCACCGCGACGAUGCCGUCAGACACAGUCUGGACGCCAAGCAGUUCUUUUGGGCCUGGAAGGUUAGAGCUUUGCAGCCUGAAAUGGUGUUGGAACUUAGCUGUUGGUUGGGAGAACUCCAGAUUUCCAUCAAGGGCCCUGCUGACCCUGCUACCCGUCUGCUGCGCCAGCUCACCCGACCUGGGUCCAUUGCUGCUGCUUCUCCUAGGAGCACUUUGGGUUCUUUUGAGGUGGUCUCCAACGUGGAUUCACAACCUGAGGAGAUCCCCCGUGAGUUCAGGGAUUCUAUUGCUUCCAGUUUCAGCCCUUGCCCAGCGGAGCAGUUGCACUUGGCGGCGAGACUCACCGGUUCAACGUUGUCAGGUGAAGACAGAGUGCGGCGGGCUUGGAAAGCCGGUCAGUGGGCAAAGGCGGUGUUGGGUGGUCGCAUUUGCACUCCUAACAGGUCUGUGCAGCUGGACAUUAGGCCUCGCUUCUACGCAAUUUUGCGAGCAGAAGGAUUGUCCAAGCCUUUGCUUUGCCACUCCGCUGCCUCUUAUUGGAGAGUCAUCGGGGACAUUGCUACGUCCAAUUCCAUCUCUCACGCCUUUCCCAGUGAGAGUGAAGCCAAGAUUUAUUUUGCGGGAGCGGGAGUUACUGACUACGAGGCGGUUGUUCCCUAUGUCCUCACUUGGCCCCCUCCGGAAGAAGGAGAAGAGCCUACAGAAUGUUCCGUUUUGGUGCUUAUGAAACGGGAGGGUGGACUCCUGUUAGCACUUCCCAGCAUGUUUCUUGCAGAGGACGUGAUAGAUGCUGGCAACACAGGAGACGGGCACGCAAUUUUCGGGCCGUCCCUGAGAACAGUUGUUCCUUUGGUUUUGGAAGAUGGAGGAGUUGUUUCACCUACAGGCAUGGAAGCCGAAGUUUUGGUGGUGGACUGCACGGAUCAGGUCCUGUUUCACAUGCGAGCCUUCGACCAAAGCGAAGAGGCCGUCUUCAGUUUUGACGAGGAUUCGCCUUUUGCGUUUCCAGCAUUGGAGAGCCUUCUGGCAGGCGUCCGAGCUUGGGCACGGGAGUCUUCCGAGCAGCGCGCUGCCUUCUACACGCCAGACGAAGAGGAGGAGCUUCCUCCCCUGACUCCAGACAGGCCUACACGAAGGCGAAGCGCCACUCCAAAAGCGGCUACGCCUAUCGCAGGUGGUGCAAAGCCCAAAAGGAUCACCACUGCUGCCUUGGCCUCGGAUCUGCAUUCACUCAUGGGGAGCCUGCCAACAAUGACCCAGCAAUUGACCCGCCUUGUGGAGCGGCAGGAUGCUUUGGAGGCUCAGCUCCCCAAGAUGCAGUCAGCUUCAGCUUUGGCGAUUGGCCAUCCACUGGGGAUGGCGCUCAGCAAUCCAACUGGAGGCCCCUCUAUGGCGGCAAAGGCUGUUCAACCUCCGCCGAGAACGGCUACCAGACCGAACCUUGGUUUGUUGGCUUCUCCACAGAUUUCCAAGCCCUUAGAGUUGCAGGCGUUAGAGGAGGAGAAGCCUUUGCAGGAGGUGGAGUCUGGCCUGACUUCAGACAAUGCGUUGGCCCGAGCGGUUUAUGCUCAAAGCCAGGCUUUGACCACUCUGGUCGCCCAAAUUGCCCAGGCUCAGCAGGACCCUAUGACCGAUUUGACCAUGGGGGCAGGAGGUGCUUCGACCAGAGGAGCUGCUGGAAGAGCGAGACUGCAAGCGGAGCUGGCCUCACAUCGAGGCACUUUCUUCAGAGCAGUCACUCAAGCCAUGUCCAGACGCAUGGCCCCAACCAGUUCAGCAGAUGUGACGCCGCAGGAGCUGGUGGACAAGGGCAUCUGUGGAGUCAGAUACCUCGAGAGAUUCGGGGGCUAUGGGCGGCACCGCGAAUUGGGUCAGCUCCAGUAUCAGGUGAUGACAGCUUUCGAUUUCAUGAUGUGUGGGAACAUGGAAGCUGCGAAGGACACAGUGGCCUUGUUGGCUGUGACGAUAGAGCAGGCAUCAUUGGACAAUGGUCGUAUGGAGCUGGCCACACUGCUUUGCCUUCAGGAGGACCCACCCAGCUCAAUUUUUGUGAACAGAAGCCUGACGGCCACUUCACGGGCCCGCAGCUUCGCUCCAUUAGCGGAUCAAAAGUGGGUCACUGUGGCACUAGCCUUUUUGAAAGAGAUGGAAGUCAUUACGGCCAAACGAGCCGAACUGACGGGCGCCUCAACCAAAUGGGCUUCAGAGACUUCGUCAGACGUCGUGGGGGCCACAGCAAAGGCAAAGGCAAAACCCAAUGCAAAGAAGAAAGGCAGAGGAAAGGGCCAGGCACAACAAGCGGGCCUAGAAGAGACAGAGCCGUACGAGGUUUGCCUGGCAUUUGCACAGGUCUUUCACUGCGACUUGGCGGACAUCCAGUUCGUCUACCACAACUUUUCCAUUGCCAGUGCCGCAUCCAGGCUACGGUCACUUUUGGUUGUGAGCGGGAGCGACUCCUCAGAGUUUCCCCUGGUUCCGGGUCGUUCCGGCCCAGACCUUGCUGCUGCUAUUUGGCAGCUUGAGCAUUUUGUUUCCAACAAUCAAGAGCUGCGCCAAAGCUAUGCACAGACGAAACCAGUACAGUUUGAAGAGGACCCUGAGCUCUGCCCGGUCAGUGAACACCCUGAACUUCAGCCCUACAAAAGCUUGGAUGCAGGGCGACUCAAGUUGGUUGGCGAGGGAGCAUGGCCAAUUGAAGAGUACAUCAGCGGAGUACUUUGGAUGCCUUUUCAAGAGCCCCGUUUUCUUCUUCAUGGGCAAUGCACCCAAGGGGCGCAGGUGCCCGCCUUUCAUCUUGAGUCGAAAGAGGAAAACCUGCGGCUUGCGAAGAUCUGGGAUGCAAAGGGCCUAUUGAGGCUUUUUAGAGGACCUUUACAGGAUGGACAUUUCUGCCGUGUUUUCAAUGCUCACAAGUCCAACGUAGUUGACAGGCAGAUUGGUGACCGACGGGUACCCAAUGCGCGAGAGUUCUCGGUUGAUGGCCCAUCAAGGCACCUGCCUCCAGGCUUUUUGCUGACAAAUUUGCGGGUCAAGCCUCUUCAGCAGCAAUUGAGGGGUAGCAUCACGGACCGCAGGGAUUUCUAUCAUCAAGCUAAAGUUUCAGAAGCUCGGGCAAACUCCAAUUUGCUACCUUUCCAGUAUCAGGCCGAUGAGCUCACUGGAUGUGUAGCUUUGGCACGAGCUAUUGAGCAAGAGCAAGCAGCAAAGCGGAGGGGUUCAGCCAAUAGGCAACUUCAUGGAGACGGUUUUGGCAUCGAAGCCAUUGAGACACAUGACCACGGCAACAGAUGGUACGUUGGUUUUGGGUCACUGUUUCAGGGAGACCACCUUGGUGUUGAAUUUGCUCUUCAGGCCCAUGAAACUCUGCUGGUUGAUGGGGGUUCCUUGGAUGAGAAGCACCGCCUGAGGGGCCAUGCUUUAUUUCCACUUGCCCAGCGUUGGGAGGGACUGAUCAUUGAUGACUACUUUGCCAUUGGUGCAGAGGAGGUCGGUCAAGACCCUGAGGAGUCAUUUGCUCAUCAUGCUCUUCUCCAUGCACGCAGCACUUAUGAGAAAAGCGACCUGCCGGGUUCACCAGAAAAGGAUGUAGUAGCAGCUUGCUGUUUCAAGGCCGCUGGUGCAGAGAUCGUCUCCUCGGAAGAUGCCGUCAAGCGUGGCGUUACGUUGGUUGCUGCACCUUUGGCGAAGCGCAUCGCCCUCUCUUCUCUGAGUUUGAGGGCGGCAUCCCUCCCCAUUUGUAGUGCGAAGGUGCUCUCAAGGUUGGCAGGCAAUUGGACCUCUGUGUUGAUGUACCGUAGAUGCAUGAUGGCUAUUGUAGACAACUUGUUUGCUGAAGCAGCAUCUGCAGAACGAUACGGCGUCAACUGUGCCGUUCCAAUGACCAAGACAGUUGCUGAGGAGCUCGCCUUGCUGAGUGCGUUGGCGCCAAUUGCGGCCUCCAAUGUUGCAGUUGAUUAUGUGGAAGAGAUAUUUGCGUCUGACGCUUCUCUUGGGCGUGGUGCAGUUGUCUCCACAAAGAUCGAUGAGAACCUAGCCGAGGUGCUCUGGCUUGGCAGUGACAAAAAGGGGUGCUACACACGCCUCGAUGGAGUUGGCCUUGCUACUCUUGCUGCUGCUGGGGAGGAGAUUCAUGACCUCCCUACUGCUGACCCUAUCAACCAUCCUGAGUGUCCUGAUGAGCAUCCGUACAAGUCGCCUCUCCUCUACUUCGACUUUGUGGAGUUCUUUGGGGGAGCAGCCAGGGUCUCAAAGUGCCUCGCGGAGCUUGGUUUUACAGUUGCCCCACCUUUGGAUUUGAGCAUGUCUUCCCACUACGACAUGACUGAUUUGAGAGUCAUUGAAUGGUGCAUGCAUAUGAUCGCAUCAAAGAGGUUCAGGGCUUUCCUCACGGAACCGCCUUGCACAACUUUCAGCCCUGCAGCUCAUCCAGCAGUGCGGUCAUAUAAGCAGCCAGAAGGUUUUGACAGGCUCAACCCAAAGACCCUCACCGGCAACAUCUUAGCCUUUCGAUCCUUUGCCCUGCUGAAGGUAGGCUACAGACACCGGCGCCCAUGUGGAAAAGAACAGCCUCGACUUAGCAAGAUGGCAUGGUUGAGGUUCUGGAGUACACUCAUUGCUCUGGGUUUUGAAGAGUCGGUCAUAGCCUCGUGCCAGUUUGGUUCCCCACACAGGAAGGAGUUCAGAUUCCUCACAUACCUGUUGGAUUCCUCAAAGCUUGAGACCAGGUGUCCUGGAGGCCACCAGCACAUUAGAAUCCAAGGCGCCUACACCAAGCAGUCAGCAGUUUACACUUGGGAGCUAUCUAGGCACCUAGCGGAGGCCUUCGCAGCAGCGUUGAGGCGAGAUGCGGCCCUUGACCGUGAUGCUCCCAGCGUUGAUGGCUACGAAAGCAUAGUCAUCAAUGACCUGCUCAUUGCCAACGAGUGGAUUCAGGAGAAGUGCUGGUGUUGGAAGAAAAAGAGCCACAUCAAUGUUCUUGAGAGCCAUGGAGGUUUAGCUGUUUUGGAUAUCGUUGCAAGGCGUUACAGCAAUGUGAGAUUCAAUGCCCUCCUUGACUCCAGAGUUGCAAAGGGCUCGCUUGCAAAAGGCAGAUCUACAUCAGCCGGCCUCCAACGGGCUUGCAAGAGAUCAGCCGCUCUUCAGCUUUCGGCUGGUUUAUACCCUGGCUGGGGUUUUGCCCCCACCAGAUUGAACGUUGCUGAUGAUCCAACAAGAGGGCAGAAAGUGCGUGCCCCAUCAAGCGCCCCUCUCAUCAAGUUCUUUGGAGCGCAAGAGAUUCAGAAGUUGCACGCACCUGGACUUGUGCGAUGGGCCGCAAAUUGGGCAAGACUUGUCAUCCUGGUCCACCUUGCAUCGUCUCUGCCUUGCACUGAAGCUGGCAUUGCGCAUGGUCCUGAUGUCUUCUCUGACUUUGGAUUUUACCCCCCUUCUCUUCCACAGGUCACCUCUUUCACAAGCUGUCUGCCUCACGAGUUUCCUGGACUUAGCCUUCUUUGCACCGGGCAUCCUGCCUCAUUUGGAUUUCUUCUUCUUGGAUUUUGCCUCACUGUUCUGACCUUAGCCCUAGCUGGACUCUGGACUCACAAGGGAGGUAGGUUUUUAGGUCAUGCCCCUUUGAGGUUUUGGAUUUUGGUAGCCGGCGGGUUUAGUUUAGCUCAUGCCAUGGAACCUACCUCAGCGCUGGAGCGAUCCCGCGCACAGGCGCGAGCUGGAAACUGCCCACUGCCGACCAGGGUUGUCCGGAAACAGACUUUGGAUUACAGAUCAGGGCUUCUGAAGAAUUUUGCAAUUUGGCUUUUUGAUCAACAUGGCCUUCUGCUUUCGCAGAUGUUGACUGCAAAGCCACCUGAUGCAGAGGAGAUUGCGAAUUGGUUAGUCGAAUACGGAAAAGCCAUGUUUUCUGCUGGUAAAGCUUAUGGUAAGUAUGCUGAAACCAUAAACGCAAUCUCAACGGCCAGACCAAUCAUCCGCAAACAACUGGUAGCAGCUUGGGACUUUGCCUACGCUUGGUUGGCUGACGAGCCCUUCCAGCAUCAUCCAGCGAUGCCGUUAGCGGUGUUGUUAGCAAUGAUGACAACUGCAGUUGUUUGGGGAUGGCCGCUCGAAGCAGCCAUCAUUGGACUCACCUGGGCGGGUAUCCUACGGAUUGGCGAAGUCUUUUUGGCCCUCCGUCAGGAUCUCAUCCUACCCAGAGACUCAGCACCAGGAGUUGUCUUUGGAAUGCUACGAAUUCGGUCACCGAAGACACGUGGAAGAGCAGCCAGGCAUCAAGCUGCGCGCAUAGAUGCACCAGACCUUUUAGCAUUUUUGGACGCUGUUUUUGGAGACAUGCGCCAUGAUGUGAAGUUGUGGCCGUUUUCAGCAGCCACAUUACGAAAAAGAUUUGGUGAUUUGUUGCGAGCAGUUGGUUUGCCUACAGAAAGAAAGGGAAGCCUGAAGCCUUUUGAUCUGGGCUCCCUCCGGCCAGGAGGAGCCACCCACUUGCUGAUACAGUGUGAGAACAGUGAGAUUGUCAGGAGAAGAGGCAGAUGGGUCACCACCAAAGUCAUGGAAGUAUACUUGCAAGAGGUGAUGUACACGACGUACACAGAGAGACUGGUAGAUGUCUUGCGAGAUGCUCUGAAGGACGUCCUUCAUGUGGUGGAGAUUUUUAGCGCCCAAUCAGAAGCGAUUCGAGAGGAGCUCUAUUGGUGCCUCUACAACAGCAGCCUUCUGGCAGUACGUGGGGCAUGUGUCGCUGGUUGCGCCUACAUGGCUUUCCUCAGCUAUGCGUCCAGCCCUUGUGGCUGUUGCUUGGUGGAUCCAGUGGGAGACAGGUUAGUGGAGUCCAUGCACACCUGCCUUCCAUUGAUGGCGGUCCACAUGAUCCCUUUCCGCAGCCGGGUGAUGCUGGCAGUGAGAGCGUUGACAGAAAUGGCGCUCAAAGGAAAGCAGUUGGGCAAAGAUCUGGAGCUCGCCGCCUGCGCGGAAGCUGCCAAGCAAUUGGGCGAAGCCGCCCGUCGGGGUGCCUGUGUGGUGGCACAAGAACACAUUGAAAAGGCCAAGAAGUUGGAGACGAUGCUGUGGCUCGAACGCUGGCCACCCGUCCCAGCAGAGACCACCAAACUUUUCGAGGCACGGAAACUUAGACGCUAUACCGCUAUACUUGCGUGUUACGGAGUUUUGAACAGCAAAGAUCAAAGAAGAGCAGAGGGCAAAGACAAGCAAAGGCAAAGAAGAGCAAAGAGCGAAGAAGAGCAAAGAGCAAAGAAGAGUAAAGAGCACACAAGAGCAAAGAGGUCAAAGAGCAAAGAAAUGCAAAGAGCAAAGAAGAGGAAAAAGCAAAGCAAAGCAAAGAGCAAAGAAGGGCAAAAGAGCAAAGAAGAGAAAAGUCGUGACCGUGCCAUGUCAGAUGAUGCGGAUGCGGAUGCCCGUCCCAAGCCGCUUAACAGUGGACAGGGAGUGUCUAGCCGACAGGACAGUACCGGUUCCCUAAAUAGGCUCGGCCUGUGGACCCACCUGGAGACUUUCAACCGUUACUGGAAUCUUCGCCUCAUGGAUCGGCAGCGUGCCGUGCACCAUGGAAGAAAGUCUAUGGCCUGCCCCCUGCGCUUUGGCAAACGCUGGAGCCUCUGCUUGCUGCUGGCGGUUGGCAUCACCGUGAACCACGUGGCCAUGAAAUCCAUGCCCAACCUGCGCUUCACGCAAUCCGAUCUGCCCCACCAGCUGGACCACUUCUUGACACCAGCAGAACCAUCCGCUGCGAUUGAUGUGCCAUCCGCUGCGGAGGAUGUCGUUGUCGUGGAUGCAACUGCGAUGACAGAUGUAGCAACCUCCACCGUGACGGAGCUUAACGCACCAUUGGUGGGUACAACAAACGCCGUGUUGACAGUGGUGGAUGCAACAACUUCCACAACAUUGACGGGGAUUAGUUCAGCAUCUGCAGAUACAGCAAGUGCUGUGUCGAAAACUGCGGAUAUAGGAACUUCCACAGCGUUGACGCAGAUAAGUACAACACCCUUGGAUACAACAACUUCAAUUUUGACAACUGCAGAUGCAGCAUCUUCUACAUUAACGGUAGUGGAGGUUAGCACAGCACCUGCAGAUACAACAAGUUCCUCGUUGACCACUUUUGAUGCGGCAUCUUCCGCUACACUGGUUGCGGUGAGCACAUCCCUGGCAGAGACUCAAACAUCCACGAUGUUGACAUCUGUGAAUGCAGAAACCUCCACUACGAUAGAAGUUUCAACUACUUCGGACACAGGACCUCGCGUCGCGAGUGGCGUUGUGCGGAAAUGGCCGCUGCGGCUCCCGGACGAGGAACCGCCGGUGGAGGAGUUCACCCCGGUCUUCAUCGAGGAAGAACUAAUGGCUCGCAAGGACUUCCGCGUGAACGAGCUGCGGAACAUGAGUUGGACCGUGGAGGAUCCCAAAAAGGCGGUGUUUUAUAUGGUAUGCUGUGGACCCAUCGAGCGGAUUCUUCUCUUACCGCCGCGCACGCCUGAACGGCCCUACAUCUGCUAUGACUGUGAUGCAAUCCUGCAAAUCAAUCGCUUGGCAGGGCCCGAUUGCACCAAGGACAUCACGCACAAAAUCUGCCACAAGUUGCUGCAGCUGCUGGAGAGGCGCGACAUGAUGUUCUCGAGCAGCGAUUUGCGCUGGUGGAACGUACGGAAUGACACGGCGCUGCAGCUGCCGGGCAUCACCCACGCGCACCACCUGCCAUCGCCGGACAUGCUGCUGCGGAACAAGGUGAAGCGCUCGCAGCCGCCGACGCCCGGCGAGAGAUCGAGGGAAACAAUGGGUGGCGGUGAGAUGACAGUAAUGAUCUGUACAUAUCUCAUAUAUCACAUGUGGACAGUGUAUAUAUAUAUACAUGUUAUGUCUGUAUGGAACACAAUGACACAUCAUGUGUAA